Molecule: messenger RNA, 5656 nt
Organism: Rhinolophus ferrumequinum (greater horseshoe bat)
Lineage: Eukaryota; Metazoa; Chordata; Mammalia; Chiroptera; Rhinolophidae
Gene: STK32A
Product: serine/threonine kinase 32A
Exons: 13
Coding region: 427-1623 (398 amino acids)
Biological process (GO): regulation of signal transduction; protein phosphorylation; G protein-coupled receptor signaling pathway
Molecular function (GO): G protein-coupled receptor kinase activity; ATP binding; G protein-coupled receptor binding
Source: RefSeq, a predicted model, not a curated record
CACUUCAGGGGAACUGGGCCUCAGUCCGGCAAGUUGGGGCGCGUUUUGCCUUCCGGCGGCUCCGGACAGUGCCAGCGCGCCGCGGGAUCCACGCCACCAGCUCCAAGCCGCGCCCGCAGCGCUGUCCUCCCGCGUAGCACUUCCCCAGGCGACAAAACGACCCCAGGAGACUGCCCACCGUUUCUGAGGAGGGCCCGGCGCCAGCUAGCUGUCCCCACGCUCCACCCCAGCCCGGGAGCCGCCCCUCCAGGAGGAGCUGCGAGGUCAGACGGCGCUUGGACCUCGGCAGCCGCAGGUGCCCGCUCAGCCCAGCCCGGCGCUCGCCGCCGCCCCUGCGCCCGGGCAGCUAAGGCUUCCAGACCUCUUUUGAGCGAAGAUGACUAUUUCUGCCAGGAUUAUGUAACUGGAGGAUCCAGGUCUCAGCAGAUGACCAUGGGAGCCAACACUUCAAGCAAACCCCCAGUGUUUGAUGAAAAUGAAGAUGUCAACUUUGACCACUUUGAAAUUUUGCGAGCUAUUGGGAAAGGCAGUUUUGGGAAGGUCUGCAUUGUGCAGAAGAAUGACACCAAAAAGAUGUACGCAAUGAAAUACAUGAACAAACAGAAGUGUGUGGAGCGCAACGAAGUGAGAAAUGUUUUCAAGGAACUCCAGAUCAUGCAGGGCCUGGAGCAUCCUUUCCUGGUUAACUUGUGGUACUCCUUCCAAGAUGAGGAAGACAUGUUCAUGGUGGUGGACCUCCUGCUAGGUGGGGACCUGCGUUAUCACCUGCAACAGAAUGUCCGCUUCCAGGAAGUCACUGUGAAGCUCUUCAUCUGCGAGCUCGCCAUGGCCCUGGACUACCUGCAGAGCCAGCGCAUCAUUCACAGGGAUAUGAAGCCUGACAAUAUUUUGCUUGAUGAACACGGGCACGUGCACAUCACAGACUUCAACAUCGCCGCGAUGCUGCCCAGGGAGACGUGCCUCACCACCAUGGCUGGCACCAAGCCUUACAUGGCACCUGAGAUGUUCAACUCCAGAAGAGAAGCGGGCUAUUCCUUUGCUGUUGACUGGUGGUCCCUGGGAGUGACAGCAUAUGAGCUGCUGAGAGGCCGGCGACCAUAUCAUAUUCGCUCCAAUACUUCCAGCAAGGAAAUUGCACACAUGUUUGAGACAGCUAUCGUGACUUAUCCUUCUGCCUGGUCACAGGAGAUGGUGUCACUUCUUAAAAAGUUACUUGAACCUAAUCCAGACCAACGGUUUUCCCACUUGUCUGACGUUCAGAACUUCCCGUAUAUGAAUGAUAUGAACUGGGAUGCGGUUUUGCAGAAGAGGCUCCUUCCAGGUUUUAUUCCUAAUAAAGGCAGGCUGAAUUGCGACCCCACCUUUGAACUCGAGGAAAUGAUUUUGGAGGCCAAACCUCUUCACAAGAAAAAGAAGCGCCUGGCAAAGAAGGAGAAGGAGAUGAGGAAAUGUGAUUCCCCUCAGACAUGCCUUCUUCAAGAGCACCUUGAAUCUGUCCAAAAGGAGUUCAUAAUUUUCAACAGAGAAAAAGUAAAAAGGGACUUUAAUAAAAGACAAGCAAAUCUAGCCUUGGAACCAACCAAAGACCCACAAGAAGAGGAUGGCCAGAAUAACAACCUGUGAAGUCAACAUCUUUUUCUUGGGACAUUUCCUGGCACCUGGCCAGGAACUUCUGAUUUCCACAUCAGGAAGAGCUGACAGUAAUUCUUGCAUCUCCACACCUCACACACCUUAGAAACAAUGAAUGCAUAGCUUUGGAAAGAGGCAGAGUGAUACAAUGAAGAGAGUUCUCCGGGCUCCUGGGAGCUAGGUGCAUGACUAACCAACCAUGUGACUUUGAGCACGUCAUGUAACUACUUUCUCUGCUUCGGUUUAUUCAUCUAAUGUGAGGGUUAUACUAGGUGAGCUCUACUCUGCCUUUUUACUGCUACCAUUCUGGUUUUUUGACACAGCUUUUAUUUUUAUUUCAAAAGGAAUAUUCGGAUGUAGAUUUAUUUUUCCACUCCUUCUAAAUGACACUGUGACAAGUGGACAUAGGUGGGUGAUUGAGUGAGGUGUUUGGGGGGGUGAUUAAAUGAAGCUCUUCAGAGCUAUAAAACUUCAUAGAGAGGCCAGAAUCCCAAGCCUGACUGAAUAGGGAUAAGGAAUUCAGUCAGGAAGAAACGAAUGAGACCAAAUUAGAAGUAACACAGAUUUAGGAGGACCUUCCAGUGGUGUGCCAAAGUCCCCACACCAUGUCAGCUUGUACCAGCUAGCAAGAGCCUGCUGUGCACAUCUGUCCCAAUGCCCUGUACAGUGAUGGGAAAUUGGGAAGUCAAAAUUGGUAAUGAUGGGAGUCUUUACACCAUGGAAAUUGGCAAAGGCUACAAAUCAGGUCUUUUUGUGUCCCCUCCUAGCAAGCCAGCUGUUAAAUAGUUAUUAGCACACCACUUGCCUUCUUCUAGUAGUAUUCCUUGAGAGCUAGUUGUCCUCCUAAGAUUAUCCAAGACCUGUGUCUGGGCAGGAACAGAAAAGAAUAUUGUCACAUUAAAAGCAUGUGCAUCUUGUAGUACAGUGAAGUUGUGUCUUAAACGGGAGUUAUGGUAUAAGGUAGAAUAUGAGGUGAAUUUGGACAAUAUUAAAAUUUACAGUUGAAAAACCCCUUAAAUUAACCAUAACAUAUGAUGGGUAGCUUUUCUUAGUGGAGCGCGGUACAGUGAGCCGCCCUUCAACAAUGAAACAAGUCACGCUUUUUGGUUCAUUUUGAUAUUGUCUUUUAUUUCUAUUUUUUGGUCCCAUAUUUGGCUAAUAUCAGAUGAACUAAAAAGUUGAGAAAAUUGUACAUGCCUUUACAGACUAGAAUUUUACUUAGAACUUUGGGAUGCUGACAUAUCUGAGAGGUUUGAGGUCAUGGAACCACAGUACCAUGUCUCCCUGCCUUGUGCUUACCGGAGGAAUGGCAGCCAGAAUUGCCUACAAUUAUUUAAAAUAUUAUUGAUAUCUCACUCUUUAUUUAUUUGCCAAACACAAAAUUUAAUUCACCUAGGUGAGAUGUGUACAUGACUAACUCCACUCUCCUGAUACACAGAUCUUUGCAGGGGAACUAUUUUGGGGAACCUACAGAUGCCACUGAUUAGAGAAUCAAAAAGUGAAUAGCCUUGGUGUGGGACUGUUUUACCCUCCUGGCCACUCACAUCACCUAAGCCUUGUCCUUACUUAUGGAGAGUAUGGGCCUCACGAAGACUAUGGGAAGCUGGAAACAGGAGAGGCUAGACUGGCCUAUUUGGGAAACCAGACAAAUGGAAAUAGGCAGAAGUAACAGUUAUGGCCACAUGUUACACCAGACUUUUCCAGGAGAGAGUUUUCACUGGGGCAUCUCAGCAUGGGUAGAACACCAGUGCUGAGUUUUAACUCAGCAUUUACAGUUGUCUCCUCGCUAAGCCAAUAGGCCCAGAAUUCCUGGCAGGACUGUAAAACAGUACCUCUCUACUGUAAGAGCAACCAUAUUUUUGUUCAGAAUUAAAGUGAGCUCUUUUGUUCUGUUUGAUUCUUUUUCUCUACAUUCCCCACACAUUGUCUAUGCUGUUCUGCUUUUCACCAAGCACUAUAUAUUUUAAGUGCUUGCCCAGACUCAGUUUCACAGAGGGGAUGAGUUGACAAGAGCAACAAGAGAGUGACCAGGUUCUGCUCCAGGUUGUCACUUGCGUGUUUACCAACUUCCAUCUUUCAUUUGAUUUUGAUUCAAGCCUUGAUGUGCUAUGGACUUACCUCCCCAGUCACUGGUACCUCCUCAUGCUUGUGACCUUAUAUGUAUCAUCCCAAAGGAGAGACUUUGGGAUGCUUACCAAAGGGCAGUGGGAUUGGUAGGCUCUCCAUUGGGAUGAGAGCUGAUCAUUUGUGCCACUUCAUGUCUAUACAGAUUAUAACGGAAUGGGAACCCAAUGCAAUCUCUGUAGUUUGAAUCCCUAGUUUUUAUUUCCAGUGAGCUGCUUCUGUGCCUGAAGCACCUCUAUGGGCCUUCAGAAACCAUGGAUGCAUGGACUAAAGAGCACCACCUCAGAGGUAAGAUGGGUUUCCAGUCUUAAUCAGGCCACAGACCCAUAAUGUGUUUCCACUUAGAAAAAAAAAAGCAUUACAUCCAUCAGUGCGGAACAACUAAUUACAAACACCUCCCACCAUUACAUAUGUAAACAUUCGGACAAAAAAAAGUUUCCAAAAAAUAAAAGGAUACCUACAUCCUUACCAUGAUUGCUAGUCCUUGAAAUCAGAUCCUUUGGUUUUAUUUCAUAACUUGGGCUAAAAGUUUCCAUCCUACCAGGUAGAACAUAUCUCAUCUAGAUUUAUGACAACCAAGGCUCAGGGCUAAGAAAACAGGGUGACUAUUGCAUUUUUUUGUCUGGUAUUCCUGGAAUCCUUUUCUCCUAACAGCUUCCUCCGCUAUCUGUGUGGAAACCCUCAAGAGUCUGAGUUGGUUUUGAAGACCAGACGCCCCCUGGGUAUAACACUCUAGCAUUGCAGCGGGGCCACCCACCCCCAGUGCAUUCACAGUGACCUCUAGUGGAUGGGAGGGACAGCUGAGCCCUGUGACCCUGGCCACAACCCUAACUGUGAAAGUGAAUUGUCAGCUGCUAAUGGCUCACACACCUCGCUAACGGCUAACAGCACUGGUUUUAGCUAAGGUCAUUGCUAGGGCAGGACUGAAUGUCCAGCAGCAUAGAGCGCUGCUAAAUUAAUUAGGGUAAUUAAAUUAAUUCGUGGGUCAGCUUCUGAUAGGAAAGUUUUAACCAGAAAUGACUAGACUUUAUAUCACAGCUUUACUAGAUGGGAUGGACGAAUAAACAGCUAUGCAGAAAGAAUGGUCGUAUAGCUAGCAGGGACCAGUGUUGCUACUUUGGGUUGACGCAGUAACUCUGAGGCUUCAAUUCCUCAAAAGCUGAACUAAAAGGCAUGAAAAGCACAGUGAGUUUCAGUACCCCGUUGUCCUUGCAUUAUAUCUGCACAAAAUCCUGUUUCCUGCUCUGUCUCCUUGUGAUUACUGUUUCUUACGAGCUCAGUGUGUCUGCUGGUAAAUAUUGAUGUUAAAAUUGCAAACUUCAGUUGUCUGUGCUGUUGUAAACAGGCAGCCCUUGAAUGGGACACACGUGCUUCUGUUCAGCUGUAGCAUCUAUUAUGUGAAUGUGCUUGCGUGUAUUAAAAUGUCUUCUGUAUACAGUAAGCCACUGACCCUUCUUUGUCAGCUGUGUGUAACGGUUUCCCCUAGAGAGAGGGUUGUGGGUACCAAAAGUCACUUGUUCUUCCUUGCGUUUCCUGCUAUGAGGAGUGUCCAUUACCAGAUAAGCGGUGAUAGAGAUUGUCUUCUAUCAACUAUGGGAUAGAACACAAUUUAACGAAUGCCCAUGUAUAAAAACUAAAAACCUUACCCUUCUAGUAUUCACACCUUAGGAAACACGACACAGAAUUCCAGAUUUUGCUUUUCACUGUGGCUUUAAGUCUGCAGACAGCCCAUGCACCUCUUUUUUCAGCACUCUGCCUUCCGACCCCAACAUCUUCCUGUCCCAUUCCAUACACCGAAGCAGCAGGUGGAUCUUCCAGGCCCAUAAUCUGGGACAGGGAGGGAACAGCAGCUCUGAACUCUUACAGCUAGAAGCAACUUCUGCCUCAGGAGAGAAUACAGGGA